Messenger RNA from Dichotomopilus funicola, 1422 nucleotides. RefSeq lists its product as uncharacterized. Bases 1 to 1422 code for a protein of 473 amino acids. The transcript has a single exon. NCBI's taxonomy places the organism in Eukaryota, Fungi, Ascomycota, Sordariomycetes, Sordariales, Chaetomiaceae. The record is from RefSeq and is a predicted model, not a curated record.
AUGGCGUCCGUCAGGUUACUCGUCCUUCCACGGGGCGGGGAUGCGAGUCACAGCGACAGCAGCGAGGGUGCAAGUACUCUCACAACCGGAGCUAUUGCCGGCAUCGCAUGCGGCGCGGGCGCACUCUUCCUAGGCGCGGCGGGUCUCUUCAUCAUCUACUGGCGACGACAACGACGAUACGACCGGGAGGAUGACUCGGAUUGCGAUAGCUUCGAUGGCGAGCGUCGCGGUGACAUGGUGCCUGCGGUCACGUACACCAUGGACUACAAGAUGGACGGUCCACAACCAGAAGGGGCCGGCGACCACGCGUCCUCAUACGCCUACUCACCCGAAAAGGUCCUGUCGCCCAUGAGCACCUCUGACACGGCCAGCGCGAUGCCGACUCACCCCGCCUACAUCCCGCGGGUUCUAGUCCGGGGUUCAUCCACACCAAGUAACCGCUCCGCCAGGACGACAUCACCACCACCUUUCCCAACACCACCAUUCCCAUCAGGGGAUCUCUAUCCCAAGACCCAGCCGGACGACACCAUCAUCCAGGCUUACCUUGCUGCGGCACAGGCCGGGACCCCUCCCCCCCAUGUCCGGCAGCAGCUACAGCUCCAUCAACAGCAACAACAACAACACUACCGCAGCGAGUCCGAGUCGUCCUCCUCCGGUCUCCCAAUCCAACAUCCAGCCCAAUUCCCUCCCAUAUCUGCCGCGUCCACACCACCACCACUCCCACCACAACCCCAUUCCGCUUCCUCCACUGACGCUAGUCAACACCCCCUCCAUCCCGACCACCAAACCCGGGCCACCAGCGGGCCCCAACUCCCCUCCUUCCCAUACCCAUACCCACAACACCUCCUCCAACAACAAGAACCCAUCGCCGCCGGCCCACCGUCCCAACCUAACCGCAAACCCCGCGCUUACCCCCCUCCACCCCUUAAUCUCGCCGACCCAUCCUCCACUACUACUAGUACCGGCCCCAUCGGCCCAACCCGCAGCAAAUCCGAAAAACCCCUCCACGGCAAACUCGGCACCACCAUCUCCGGACCCCUCGCCUUCCCCCAUCUCGUCCCCGGUACCCUCCCAACGACAAAUACCACUCCAUCCGGCUGGUCCCGCGAAGAGGGCUCCGGCGGUAUCAGCCACGAUUCCUCCCACGGCGACGCAGGCGCGGAUGACUCCACGGCCGAAGGCCAGCACCAACAAAAACGGUCGUUCCGCAGUCGGGCGUGGGGAUUUGCCAGUGGUGGUGGGAGUGGAGGAGAUGGGAGUGGUGGAGGGAAGGGGGAUGACAAUGGGAAAGGGAAGGAGAAGAAGCAUAGGCGGAAACGGUCGAAUCGGAAUAGUGGUGGUGGAGGAGGGGGAGGAGGAGGGUAUGCGGGGAAUAGGCAUUAUGCGGAGAUUGAGAUUGGACGGGAGAGUGAUCUUUGGUGA